AUGACCUUAUUUUCUUUUGCUCAGGACCAAUUGUUCCCUUCUUGCGAAGUCAGACCCUACAUACACUUGACGCAAGCAGGGAGAGAACAGCCUCUGCCUGGGUUAUGUUCGUUAGUACGAAACCUAAGACUCUCACUUCCGAAAUCACAUUGCUGCGACGCCAUGGCGACGGCCGGGAAAUGGACUGCACUCCAAGGUGCUUCCUUGGAUAAGACUAUUGAGCAAGCUUUGACAAAUACGCUGUCAUUUCCGCGCAUGACGCCAGUUCAAGCAGCUGCUAUUCCUCCGCUCUUAUCUUCGAAGGACGUCUGUGUGGAAGCCGAGACAGGAUCUGGGAAAACACUCUCCUACCUUGUCCCAAUUGCACAAACCGUUCUUUUCGAGAAGCGUGCGAAACCGUCAAGCGCUGUUCGGGCCCUUGUCAUCGCGCCGACUCGUGAGUUGGCUACACAGGUGCAUGCAGUUGCCAAGCAUCUUUUCGACGCUUUACCUGGUGACCUUGUUCCAGUCCCGCUGAUUGGAGGUGGAACAGCGUCUGCAGCGCCGGACGAUUCUUUUCGCGGAGAUUUCCGCGUUCUGAUUGCCACGCCAGGUCGGCUCGCUGCGGCUCUGAACCAAGGCUUUCUGAAUGUUGCAAAACUUGAAGUUCUCGUCUUAGACGAAGCAGACCGGCUGCUGGAUAUGGGGUUUUCAGUAACGCUCACGGACAUUUUAACACGAUUGCCUCGUCAAAGAAGAACAGGAAUCUAUUCGGCCACUCAGACUGCGGAGGUAGAAGCGCUUGCUCGCGCUGGGCUGAGAAACCCGGUCAGGGUCGCCAUCAAACGAACGCCUGCCUCCUUGCAAUGCCGGUACCAUAUUGUUUCGCCUCGCGAAAAACUUGCGCACAUGGCAUAUCUUCUGGCCAGUCACCCACAACAAAAAUUUAUCGUGUAUCUCAUGACAUGUGCGCCAAUCUGCGCACUGCAUGGCAAAAUGUCCCAAGCCAAACGCGAAAGAGCCAUGUUGAAGUUUGCUUCAUCGAAGAAUGGCGUCUUACUAUGCACCGACGUCGCUGCGCGAGGCAUUGAUAUUCCGGAUGUGGACUGGGUUCUCCAGUUCGACCCUCCACAGGACCCUGACGCUUACAUCCACCGAGUUGGACGCACUGCCCGACUUGGCCGUGAGGGAAAUGCACUACUGUUUCUAGCCCCGUCGGAAGACACAUACGCCGAUUUCCUUUUCGUGCGAAGAUGCCCAGUUUCGAAAUUUAGCGAAUUGGGGAUAUCACCAAGUCCGUUGAAUACGAGAGACCUCACCACCCGGCAGAACGUCGCCAGGCACUCCAUGCGAAGAGCAAGAAAGGAAAAAAGAGGAAGAAUCGAAAAACCAAUGGCGAUGAUUUGGUCCCUAAAAAACAACGAGACCAAGCAGUUGAGCGGGUAG
Chondrus crispus (carragheen) is the source of this 1425-nucleotide messenger RNA. RefSeq lists its product as hypothetical. Gene Ontology annotation, molecular function: ATP binding; nucleic acid binding. The transcript is spliced from 5 exons. Gene Ontology annotation, cellular component: nucleolus. NCBI's taxonomy places the organism in Eukaryota, Rhodophyta, Florideophyceae, Gigartinales, Gigartinaceae. The record is from RefSeq and is a predicted model, not a curated record. Bases 1 to 1425 code for a protein of 474 amino acids.